AUGACCCUGACAAUAAAAACAAAACAAGAAAUAUGUCAGCGAAAAAAUGAAACCCUAUCCCUUACUAUUGAUGAACUUUCCUCAGAAUAUAAUUGUGAUCGAAGUACAAUUUCAAAGAUUUUGA
Molecule: messenger RNA, 124 nt
Organism: Dentiscutata erythropus
Lineage: Eukaryota; Fungi; Glomeromycota; Glomeromycetes; Diversisporales; Gigasporaceae
Source: the annotation of a GenBank genome assembly